Molecule: messenger RNA, 1968 nt
Organism: Fukomys damarensis (Damara mole-rat)
Lineage: Eukaryota; Metazoa; Chordata; Mammalia; Rodentia; Bathyergidae
Gene: Top6bl
Product: chromosome unknown C11orf80 homolog
Exons: 16
Coding region: 137-1849 (570 amino acids)
Biological process (GO): reciprocal meiotic recombination; meiotic DNA double-strand break formation
Source: RefSeq, a predicted model, not a curated record
GGGCAGGGUAAAAGCGCGCGCGGGCUGGAUGGUUCAGUCUGAGCGUCCUGGCUUGGGCUAGAAGCGCGUGUGGAGGAGGAGCCGGUGGCCACCUUCGGGUGUUUCAGGAGCGCGUAGCUGCUGUUCCUCUAGCGGAAUGGAGCGGACUGCCUUAGCUGUCUGCGAGAUUUUGAGAUAUUUAAUAAUUCACUGGAGAUGUGAAACAGAAACAUCAAACGGAGCUCUCCUAGAAGGGCAGCUAGUCAUUUCCAUAGAAGCAUUAAAUUCUAAGCACCAGCCAAAUGCUCUUCAUUGUGUAACAACUAUUGCUUCUGUAAGAAGCAUUUGUGGUGGCUUGGUCCUCAAGAAGUUCCUGAAAGAAAUACAGUCUAUACUGCGGGGAUUCUCUGCAAAGCUGAUUUGUACUUCAGAGGAAAACAGCUGUUUUCCGGGCACAUCAGGAGUAACACCCUUCCAGAUCACUUUUGAGAUUAAUGAAAAGCCCAGAGGUUUGAUGAUAGAUUGCCUGGUUAUUAAGCAAUUUUUACAUAAAAUCAUCAUAGUACACCAUAAGAUCAGGUUUACUCUCAGUGUUAAGGUAAAUGGAUUCCUUUCCACAGAGAUCUUUGGGAUGGAAAAUGAACCCACUUUGAACCUGUCGAAUGGAAUUACUAUUGUCGUAAACUGUCAGCAUUAUGUGAGUAGACUAAAAUUCAGUACAGCUGAAUCACACUGCAGCAGAAUCCACCCUGUGCUAGGACAUCCAGUAACGCUUUUAAUUCCUGAAGAUGUGGCUGGCAUGGACUUAUUGGGAAACUUGAUAAUGACUCCAGCUGCUGCUCUGUGCCCCAGCCCAAAGGUCUUUUCCAGCCAGCUGAGCAGGAUUUCAUCUGUUUCCAUAUUUCUAUAUGGACCUUCAGGUCUGCCUCUUAUAUUGUCAAAUGAGGACCAGCUAAGUACCACUGUCUUCAAGGAUACCUUUUAUUUCAUUGACUGGAAGAAAUAUCACUUGUGUGUGGUGCCCAAUCUGGAUCUCAAUUUGGAUAAAGAUUUGGUGCUUCCAGAUGUGAGUUAUCAGGUGGAAUCCAGUGAGAGGGGUCAGUCUCAGAUUAUGCAUCUUCAGGGACAAACUCUGCUGCUUUUCCUCUUUGUGGAUUUCCAUAGUGGAUUUCCAGUCCAGCAAAUGGAGAUUUGGGGAGUCCAUACUUUGCUCACAGCUCAUCUCAGUGCCAUCCUCACGGAGAGCCACACUGUGAUACAAGAUUCAAUUCACUUCACUCUGGACCAGAUUUUGGAGGAGCGUGACCAGGCUGCCAAGGCUCAUCAGAAAUUGCAGGCCUCACUCUCAGUGGCUGUGAGUUCCAUCAUGAGUGUGGUGACUGGAAGCACAAGUGGCAGCUUCCGAAAGACAUGCCUCCAGGCCCUUCAGGCAGCUGAUACACAGGAGUUUGGGACCAAACUGCACAAAAUAUUUUGUGAUAUCACCCAGCACCGAUUUCUUCACCAUUGCUCAAGUAAUAUGAAACAACAGCUGAUUCCAGAGAAAAACAAUUCAGCCCAGAGCACGGAGGAUGCACAUGAGAGCGGCAGCCCAGAGCUUCUUGCAGAAAUCAGCAGGCAAGCACAACGCAAGAGGCCCAAAAGCGACAGCUUCUGCCAUGGCCAGGAGGAGACGCUAGCUUUCAUGACCUCACAUCGCGCGGAGCCCCACGACGCUUCUCUCACCCCGAGGGAAGAGGAGGCCCGCACAGUCCACGACAGGGCCCCAGCCCCAGAGAGGGCAAGCUCGGGCAGCGGCUUGGAGGAUGCACUGUGGCUGCAGGAAGUCUCGAAUCUGUCCGAGUGGCUGAGUCCUGGCUCUGGGUCAUAAACUGUGCCACUCCUAAAACUCUGGGGGAUCGAGAAGCUGGAGGGGGCAGCGUGACAGCUGGUUUAAUAAAGUUGCUCCACACGCAUGCGCCGAGUCUGCUCCAGUACCUGGGCGGGGGU